AGCAACUGGGCUGUGGCACAGAUCUUAUCACUAGACGUGUAAAGAGGCUCCUCAGGCCAUGCAAGGAAGCCAGGCCUGCCAGCCCCCAUCUCGCUGCCUUGUCUGCCUUACUGUCCCUGUCUGCCUGUGUCUCUGUCUCUGUGUGUUAGGUCGCUAAAGGAAUAGAACUGAUGACUGCGUAUAUGUACAUGUGUAAUGAACAUGUAAUACGUAUGUAUCACACACACAUACAGAUAGAUACAGACACCGGUGGCCACUCAGUAGAGCACCUUAUGGUCUGUGCACUAGGUAGUUGAUCAGCAGUUGUCUUUAGUAGUUGCUCAGUCCUUGAAGCCGGAUGUCCCAGCAGUCCUGAUCCAGUGCUGGAGUCCUGUAGGAUUCUUAGGGAAUGCUGGUCUUCAGUCUGCACUGGAAUUCUGAAGAACAGGGUUCUGACACCAGCGAGGGAGUACCUCGCAGCAGGGUAGAUGAACCUGCCAGCGAGUGUGAGGGCAAGCAGGCAGAAGCAAAAGCUUCCUCUUUCCAUGCCCUCUUAUGUGGAAGAUGUGGCCCAGGUUUAGGGUGGGUCCAGGCAAGAGACUUCCCCCACAGGUGUGCCCAGCACCUUGGGUGAGUUCAGCCCAUCUGUCUCUGUGUGUCUCCCUGUCGUUGUCUCUGCCCUCUGCCUUUGUGUCUAUGUGUCUCCAUCUCUGCUGAUGCCAGAGGCCCACACCUGCCUCCCUGUGGUCAAAACUCCCAGAGGUGAGCUCCCGCACCCCCCUCCUACCAGCUGUGCCCAUGUGAUCUGCUUGUCUGAACCCCAUUUGUCACACACAUCUGGCAACAUGGCUGCCUGUUACCUCUUAUUGGCAGAUAGCCACACCCAUCACAUUGGGUGAGCGUUUAUUGAACACUUGGUGUUUGUGUGUCCUGCACACACUGCCCCCAGAAUGCCUGUAGCGGUGCCUACCCUCAUGCCUGUUGCCCUGUCCACAGAAGGUUGGACCAGGGCAUUCUACUAGAGCCUCUGGCUGUGGGGCCUCAGCUUGUCGCCUGCUUCCACCUCCCCCAUGUCUCCAGGCCUUGGAUGGCCUCAAAUUCCUCAGAACAAGAAGGAGCCAGACAUGAGCCAAGCUUCACAGCAGGGCAGAAAGGACAGGAAGAGUGGCAUAAGUGAGCUGGAGAUGUCUCCCUAUGGUCCUCAGAGGGAGGCAGGACAGUGAGAAUCAGAGAUUCUUCCCGAGGCUGAGCUGCCUGCCCUGAACAGGGGAGGAGUUGAGUCUACUGGAGAUGCAUGUGCUGCCAGCCCCACCCAUGUGGAUGUAGAGUCUGCCUUACAGGUGGCAGGAUUCACAGUGGCUUCAGGACACAGUUUGCCAUAGUUUGUUCCUGUGGCAAGAGAAGCGGCUACCCCAGCGCUCAUGCUACUUCUGUGUUCCAUGUGGACAUGUUCCCUACCUGGAGUCAGACCCAGAGCUAGAAACUAAGCCUGGGGCCUGAGGUUCCGGCAGAAGAAGCAAAAAGAGAAAAGACAUGGAUCAUGUGACUGAGCCAUAGAGGAGAAAGCCUGUGGAAGGAAGGCUUCCCGUUGUCCCUAUACUGAGGAAGUCAGGCACAAGGAUAAGAGUUUAGCUGUUCCUGGACUACCAAGAGUCUGUCUCAAAGCAACAAGAAAACUGGCAGAGAAAUAGAAGAAACCAAAUAUUGUCUGCCAUUCAGCCUGUUCCUUUCCCGCGGGUAGGAGCCUCCUGUGUCCUUGCAUCUUGGAAGUUGCCUCUGAUGUCUGCCAUCUUCUGUUCAGCCUCCUGUUCCCCUGGCUUCUUCCUCCCCCUGCUGUGAGCUGUGGUAGUCUCCCUGACAUACAUUUCCUACGAUGCUGGCUGGCUGCGUAACUUUGACCCUUGGGGCCUAAGUAGCUGCUGACUGGACCCAACAUGCCACACACUGGUUACUUCAGGCUCCACAGAGUGUCUUGCGUGCCUUACAGUGUCCCUGGAGCCCCGCCUGCCUUUGCGGCCGGCCCCAGCCCUCGGCCUCCUGCUUCUACAAGGAAAGGCCCGUGCACUCCUGCUCGGUCCUCAUCUCCAGGUGGUGUGGAGCCUCCCCAUAGGCUCUGAUAGCCCUGCUUGGUGACCGGAACAGCGCCACAGUCCCUGUGGGAAUGCCCAACCUGGGCGUGCAGGACCCCUCGUGCCUCGAGGACCUCUCCAAUGCCUCUGUGUUCUCAUCAUCUGUGGACUCCCUGUCGGACAUCCCGGACACGCCUGACUUCCUGCCAGCCGACAGCCUGAAUGAGGUACCUACCAUCUGGGACGUCAGCACCACCUCAGCCACCCAUGACAAGCUGUUCCUGCCUAGUGGGCCAUUCCCAGCUCUCGAAGACCCGGUGACUUCACUCUCCAACACUCCACUUCUCGUCAGCUAUCAGUCACACAGCCAGCCUGAGGAGGAGGAAGGGGAAGAAGAGGAGGAGGCAGAAGAACUGGGCCAUGCUGAGACCUAUGCCGACUAUGUUCCAUCCAAGUCCAAGAUUGGAAAGCAGCACCCAGACCGUGUGGUGGAGACCAGUACACUGUCCAGCGUCCCGCCCCCAGACAUCACCUACACCCUGGCACUACCCACCUCAGACAGUGGGACCCUGUCUGCCCUACAGCUGGAAGCCAUCACCUAUGCCUGCCAGCAACACGAGGUCCUGCUGCCCAGUGGGCAGAGAGCUGGUUUUCUGAUUGGGGAUGGGGCCGGCGUGGGCAAGGGCCGCACAGUGGCUGGCAUCAUAGUCGAGAACUACCUGCGGGGCCGGAAGAAGGCUUUGUGGUUCAGUGCCUCUAAUGACCUCAAGUACGAUGCAGAACGGGACCUGAGAGACAUCGAGGCCCCAGGCAUUGCGGUGCAUGCACUGAGCAAGAUCAAGUACGGUGACAACACUACCUCAGAGGGUGUCCUCUUUGCCACCUACUCUGCCCUGAUUGGAGAAAGCCAGGCAGGUGGGCAGCAUCGCACACGCCUGCGCCAGAUCCUGCAGUGGUGUGGCGAGGCCUUCGAUGGCGUGAUUGUGUUUGACGAGUGCCACAAAGCCAAGAACGCCAGCUCCACCAAGAUGGGCAAGGCCGUGUUGGACCUGCAGAGCAAGCUGCCCCAAGCCAGGGUGGUAUAUGCCAGCGCCACAGGUGCCUCUGAGCCCCGCAACAUGAUAUACAUGAGCCGCCUGGGCAUCUGGGGCGAGGGCACGCCCUUCCGGACCUUCGAGGAGUUCCUGCAUGCCAUUGAGAAGAGGGGUGUGGGCGCCAUGGAGAUCGUGGCCAUGGACAUGAAGGUCAGCGGCACGUACAUCGCACGCCAGCUCAGCUUUGCGGGGGUCACUUUCCGAAUUGAGGAGAUCCCACUGUCCCCUGCCUUCGAGCAGGUCUAUAAUCGGGCAGCCCGGCUGUGGGCCGAGGCCCUGAACGUGUUCCAGCAGGCGGCCGACUGGAUCGGCCUGGAGUCUCGCAAGUCCCUAUGGGGUCAGUUCUGGUCAGCGCACCAGCGCUUCUUUAAGUACCUGUGUAUUGCUGCCAAGGUGCACCGGCUAGUGGAGCUGGCGCAGCAGGAGCUGAGCAGGGACAAGUGUGUCGUCAUCGGGCUGCAGUCCACAGGGGAGGCGCGGACCCGAGAAGUGCUGGAUGAGAACGAGGGCCGUCUGGACUGCUUCGUCUCCGCAGCAGAAGGCGUCUUCCUGUCCCUGAUCCAGAAGCACUUCCCUUCCACCAGGAGGAGGCGUGACCGUGGAGGAGGAAAGAGGAAACGCCGGCCUCGGGGUCGUGGCCCCAAGGCUUCUAGACUGGCACUGGAGGCAGCAGGAAUUAUCCGAAUAAGUGACGGCAGCAGCACGGAGUCAGAGGCUGGCCUGGAUAGCGACUUCAAUUCCUCUCCAGAGUCCCUGGUAGAUGAUGAUGUAGUCAUCAUAGAUGGCCCCACGCUCCCCACAGAUGACGGAGGUCCCCUGUGUCCACUUCAGAGAGACCUGCAGGGCCCUGGUGUCCUAGAACGUGUGGAGCGACUGAAACAGGGCCUGCUGGCCAAGGUGCGGGCGCUGGGCCGGGAGCUGCCAGUGAACACGUUGGACCAGCUCAUCCAUCAGCUUGGGGGCCCUGAGUGCGUGGCUGAGAUGACUGGCAGGAAAGGCCGAGUGGUAUCGAGGCCCGACGGGUCAGUGGUCUUUGAGUCCAGAGCAGAGCAGGGCCUGUCCAUCGACCAUGUGAACCUCAGGGAGAAACAGCGCUUCAUGAGCGGAGAGAAGCUCGUGGCUAUUAUCUCUGAGGCCUCCAGCUCUGGUGUCUCCCUCCAAGCUGACCGUCGUGUCCAGAACCAGCGGCGCCGGGUACACAUGACCCUGGAGCUGCCUUGGAGCGCAGACCGUGCCAUUCAGCAGUUUGGCCGCACCCACAGGUCCAACCAGGUCUCAGCACCCGAGUAUGUCUUCCUCAUCUCUGAGCUGGCAGGGGAGCGCAGGUUCGCUUCCAUUGUGGCCAAGCGGCUGGAGAGUCUGGGUGCCCUGACCCACGGAGAUCGCAGAGCCACUGAGUCCCGAGACCUGAGCAAGUACAACUUCGAGAACAAGUACGGCGCCCGUGCACUCAGCCGUGUCCUUGCUACGAUCAUGGGCCAGAUGGACAACAGGGUGCCCCUGCCCCAGGGCUAUCCAGGAGGGGAUGCCGCCUUCUUUCGGGACAUGAAGCAGGGCCUGCUGUCUGUGGGCAUCGGCAGCCGCGAGUCACGCUCAGGCUGCUUGGAUGUGGAGAAGGACUGCUCCAUCACCAAGUUCCUGAACCGCAUCCUUGGGCUGGAGGUGCAGAAGCAGAAUGCUCUGUUCCAGUACUUCUCUGACACGUUUGACCACCUCAUCCAGAUAGACAAGAAGGAGGGCAGAUACGACAUGGGCAUCCUGGACCUGGCCCCUGGCAUCAACGAGAUACAUGAAGAAAGCCAGCAGGUGUUCCUGGCACCUGGGCACCCACAGGAUGGGCAGGUGGUCUUCUACAAGCAGAUUAGCGUGGACCGCGGUAUGAAGUGGGAAGAGGCGUUCACUAGGUCACUGGAGCUGAAAGGCCCCUAUGAUGGCUUCUACCUCUCCUACAAGGUACGAGGCAGCAAGACAAGCUGCCUCCUGGCAGAACAGAAUCGCGGCGAGUAUUUCACCGUGUACAAGCCAAACAUCGGCCGGCAGAGCCAACUGGAGACCCUGGACAGCCUGUGCCGGAAGUUCCACCGGGUCACCGCGGAAGAGGCCCAGGAACCCUGGGAGAGCAGCUAUGCCCUGUCGCUGGAGCACUGCAGCCACACCACCUGGAACCAGCGCUGCCGACUGGCACAGGAGGGCAAAUGCUGCGCCCAGGGCCUGCGCCUCCGCCACCACUACAUGCUGUGCGGGGCGCUGCUGCGCGUGUGGGGCCGCAUCGCCGCUGUCAUGGCGGAUGUCAGCAGCAGCAGCUACCUACAGAUCGUGCGCCUCAAGACCAAGGACAAGAAGAAGCAAGUGGGCAUCAAGAUCCCUGAGGGCUGCGUUCACCGCGUCCUGCAGGAACUGCAGCUGAUAGAUGCGGAAGUGAGGCGCCGCAGCACCCAUGGGUUGGCUGUGCGCCCGCCCACUCCACGCGCGAUUACGCUUCCUUGCGGUCCUGGUGAGGUGCUGGACUUGACCUACAGUCCCCCAGCUGAGGCUUUCCCAGAGCCUCCACGCUUUGCCUUCCCUUCGCUGCCGCCCCCAGACCCCAGCUCUCUGAUGUUGGGUGCUAGAGACCCUGCUACCAACCCUGUGGAGCUGGCACACCAGAGCUGCGACAUCAAUUUCAGGGAAGUGUUGGAGGACAUGCUCCGCUCUUUGCGCGCGGGGCCCACUGAAACCCCUGCACCUUUGGUGGGCGUGGGUGGGGGGGGCACAGAGCGACAGAGCGUCAUCCACUUCAGCCCACCCUUCCCAAACUCUUAGGCUGUAACUUCGGCCUCUGGACAACUGUACUGGGCAGCCAGGCCUAUGGGCUCCUCUGCAAGCAGAGGCUCCACUACUGAGGGUGCCUGGCGGGCCGCAGUGCCUUCCCAGCUGGUGGGGUGUGGGCCUGUGUGUCUCCCCUGCUACAGCCGCGCAGCCUAAAAGCCAUGGGGCUUGGUAGUCCCAGAGAGCUGGCAACUCAGGAAAUCGGUGCUCGGGCCCCGCUGGCUAUGGGGGGCUCCACGGGGCAGACCCCGUUAAUAUAUGCAAUCCCCUGCUCCCUAAAUUAUUGUCACCUGCCCCUCCCCAGCUCCGGAGUCUCCGGGCAGCCGGCAGGAAUUGUCACCUGCCCCUCCCCAGCUCCGGAGUCUCUGGGCAGCCGGCAGGAAUUGUCACCUGCCUGUCCCCAGCUCCGGAGUCUCUGGGCAGCCGGCAGGCCCUGGUUUCUAUGUAUUUAUAAUGAGCUUGUGUACAUAUGUAAAGAUCUUUUUAAAUAUAUGUGCCUUUUGCUUA
Grammomys surdaster is the source of this 6457-nucleotide messenger RNA. It is a transcript of the gene Sbno2, whose product is annotated as strawberry notch homolog 2. NCBI's taxonomy places the organism in Eukaryota, Metazoa, Chordata, Mammalia, Rodentia, Muridae. The transcript is spliced from 29 exons. The record is from RefSeq and is a predicted model, not a curated record. The coding region runs from base 2141 to 5944 and encodes 1267 amino acids. Gene Ontology annotation, biological process: regulation of DNA-templated transcription. Gene Ontology annotation, cellular component: nucleus. Gene Ontology annotation, molecular function: histone binding; chromatin DNA binding.